AUGGAUUCCGACCUUCCAAUCAAGCCUGUCGACCAAGACUGGGACCCCGGAACCUUCGACUUUGGGUUUGAAGACAACAUCGUUGAACUCAUCGAGGAUCUCCUCAAGGAAGAUUCCUUGGACCUCUCAUACUUGGCCGAGCCCACCAUCCCGUCACGUCCAGUCUACGAGCCAGGCAGCCCAGAGGACACCCGAGAGAAGCGCUACACCCCGCGUGGAGGGGCAUGGUGCGGCCAUGAGGCAGUCCUGCGUACCUGGUCCACAGCCACAUCUCCCAAAUGUCAGCACUGCGGGAACACUGAUCGAUGGCUUUGGACGUGCAUCGCAGACACGCCAGACUAUUCACCAUUCUCUCCCGACACCGAGCCAAUCAUCCGUGAUGUCAGUAUCCUCGCGCCGUGGGUGCAGAAGGCCAUCGUCCGCGGCGAGUACACCGACGCCCAGGUCACAAAGUUAUUGGACCAGAAGAUCAAAGUGCUAGAGCUGUCAGCCUCAGAGCGACGCCGAGUUACACAGGAAGGGAACAAACAGCCUGCUGGGAGCUCCAAGGUACUGGCCGCAUCGCUCAGCCAGGCGGUCGAGAGCCAACUUGCCAACGACGAUGAGAGUACCUCGGACAAGACCAUCACACCAACUCUACCAGAGAAAACGGAGCCCGCUACGACUUGCCGCCUACUCGCCUGUCUGGCUUGCAAGCCUCGAUUCAUCGAACAAGCCUGGGGCUGUAUCAACGCCAUCAUCAACGAGCCAUACCUCGCACCACCUCGAAUCCCAGAAUACCUGGAUCGACCACUCUCGAAUGCCGCCACGCUGCGUAAUAUGCACGAGCACUGCCGGCACUGGGACUGGAGCCCUGAAUUCCAACUGUGGUGGGAAACGGCUCGAUUCGUUGGCGGGUACGAUCUCCUCCCUAUGCUUUUGAUGGCCGAAAUGAUCGGGUCUAACCAGACGCAUUUCAUCGAUUUUAUAGGCCACAUGGUUCUCUACCGCCGCAUGACACGCAGUCAGAUGUGUCAGUGCCUUUACCUGUUAAGCCCCCAGGCGUGUACACAACUCGUCCCGUUCCUCGGCGACAACGCGUGGUCUAUCCCAAUUCAUCCGGAACGGCUGGCUGUGGAACUAGGCGUUCAGCCAAUCCAGGAAGAGGAAGAGAGCCAGUGA
Messenger RNA from Penicillium brasilianum, 1161 nucleotides. Lineage: Eukaryota; Fungi; Ascomycota; Eurotiomycetes; Eurotiales; Aspergillaceae. The record is from the annotation of a GenBank genome assembly.